AUGUCUGAGGCUGACGCCGAGAUGACUGGUGACCCCCCGCCUCCGGGUGUCCUGCCUGGCCCAGGCACCCAAGCUUCUUUGACUGCUGACCCUGCCAUGAGCACUGGAACCUCGUCUAUGACUGGAACCUCGCCUAUGACCGAGCAGCACAUGAACGCCCCCUCGACCUCCACUGCCCUCUCUCCAACGGAGAGCUCGUCCACGGAGGGGCGUCCUGCCAAGGGCACCCCGAUGAUUGUGGAGAGCAGCACUCCUGUUACUCGGGCCGAGACAGAGGUAGCGGAGUUCUUGGAGUCGAUGGCCGCGGUGCUGAAUCCCGAGCAGGGUGAAGGCUCGAAGAAGUCUCCUGUUCGUCCUCGUGUUCGACUGCCACCAGGUGGUGGCUCGACUGUUGGCUCCUCGUUUGCUUCGUCUGGCUCGUCUUUCGGUGGCUUCGGUGCUCAGGCUGUUUCAUCUCGUGUUUUGGGACCGAAGGCCAGCCCGGCUAAGAUGAGCUCAGCUGAAAGCUCACGUAUUGCAGCUACACUUCCUCGGAGCCUCGAGACUAAACUGGUGCUGCAUGGCGAGCCCUCCAAGUCAGUCUCGUCUCAUCAAGGUAUUGGUCUGGGCGUUUCAGUCCCAACAGUGACGUCGUCCACUGGUUUUGUCUCGUCUGGAACCGUUGGAUCUUCUCCUUUGCGUUGGGUUUCGGGGCCUCCCAUGCAAGGACAAGGACGCGGUCUGCCCGGAAAUGUGUCAUCUGCCCUGCCUCAGAGCAGUCAUUUCAUUGAUGGACCGAUGACGAUAGGCUCGCUCACGUUGGAGGGUCUGUCCCCAUCGGAUGUCCUUUUCUACUUUGGAGUUCUCUGCAUCACGGCUCAUUUGUCGCCCCAAUUCGUUUUCAAAUACGGUGGAAUGAACGGACGACAGAUUGGCGGACGGCUUAUCAUGUAUGGGCACACUGUUUUGGUCGCGGCGACCUCGGACUCGGCUUACAUGGCCCGGGUGGUGGCCUGUAGCCGGGCCUUGUACAAACUGCGCAAAUACCAUCCAGAAUGGCACAUUCCUCCGUUGCCACUUAAUGAUUCCCCUCAGGUGUAUUGGGAUUGGGUCGAUUUGCUUGAAGCGUUCUGUGGCGAGGCCAACUGGCCUAGACCUAUAUACAAUGCAUCGGUCUUGGGGAACCAAUGGCAUUGUGAAGUUGUCGUGGGCGGAGUGUAUUUCCGUAGCUUCAAGGGAUUUGACAGUGCGAGCCUGGCGCAGAUUUCCGUUGCUCACCAUGCCUUGCAUCAGCUGCUCGUGACGGAUCAAAUGGACGUUGGGGAUGUUCUGCCUGCAAGCUCGCCUUUGUUGAUACUACCAAAGGCCAAGAAGAAGCCAGUGACACCCCCAAGCGAAGAGGCCAUCCGUCACAGAACUCGACUACUUCUGAAUGCUGUUGAAUCGCUACGACCCUAUCCCGCGGAACCCAAGAAUGCUACAUCUUUGGAAACCGCUGUUGAUGCCCUCAAGGGCCGAUUGCAGAAGCAGGAAACCCAUCCUGCCGGUAAGGUUUCUGGCCUAUCUGGAGGCAGGGUCGGGAAGCAAGCGGCCAAGCCAGCAAAGGCAGCGAGACCGGCACAGCCUGUAGCUCAGAAGAAGCCGGGCAAAUCCCCGAAGAAGCCUAAGAACCCUCCUCCCCAGCCGCCUUCCCCUCAGCCUUCACAAGGCCGGGCAUCGUGGGGACGAGAGUCAAGGGCUUCUCGUCGGGGCAGCUUCCGCCCUCUUCCGCCUGCGAAAGCCGAGACCAACGGCCAGAACAAAGAGAACGUCGAACCUCAACGCCCCGAGGCUUCACAGCGACCAAAUGCCAAUCUGGAGCCACUGAAAAACUCCCGCUUGGCACCCAUCGAACUGAAGGACGUUCCUAUUUUGGAUCCAUUGGCAAGCCUGAAGGCAAUCCUGGAUGGGUUGGCUGUUCUCAGCCCCCACGCGUCCUUCCUGAGAGUGAUGAAGACGAUGUGCCUUGUCCUCAAAGUCGCGGAACCCGACAUUCGCCAUGACCAGGCCCCCGACGAUGAGUCUGGUCAAAUUCGCUCGCUUCAUGCAUACUUCAAUGACCCAAAUCCCUUCCUGACCCGGGCGAGUCCAGUGUUCUUGGGCAACGUGCGCUGGAUUGACGAGGAUGAUGCGCUCGGCUUAGCCGUGAAGAGGGUCAUCCUCUUCCUGCUUAAAAUGUGCAAGGAUGAGGUGGAGGUAGAUAUCCUCGAAGCCGCGUGGAAGAAAGAACUAGCCUGGCUGCAAGAUCUGGAGCGGGAGGUGGAGCACCGGCUCCGUGAAGCCGAGAACUUGCUGUAG
Messenger RNA from Penicillium subrubescens, 2316 nucleotides. RefSeq lists its product as uncharacterized. The record is from RefSeq and is a predicted model, not a curated record. Lineage: Eukaryota; Fungi; Ascomycota; Eurotiomycetes; Eurotiales; Aspergillaceae. The transcript has 5 exons. Bases 1 to 2316 code for a protein of 771 amino acids.